Messenger RNA from Thalassophryne amazonica, 2106 nucleotides. RefSeq lists its product as uncharacterized. The record is from RefSeq and is a predicted model, not a curated record. NCBI's taxonomy places the organism in Eukaryota, Metazoa, Chordata, Actinopteri, Batrachoidiformes, Batrachoididae. Bases 400 to 2106 code for a protein of 568 amino acids. The transcript is spliced from 8 exons.
UGCACAGCUGCACCUGACGCUGCUCUCCUUUAUCACAAUCAUCUGAUGAGGCUGGAUGUCUUAUGUAAGGCAGAUUUUAUAUAACAAUUGCUUGAAAAUAUAUGUCACGAGCGAUGCAGUGCGUAGAAUUUCUUCGUCACACGGGUGCACACUGGUACAGCCACAGAGCUGUGCACACUCCCCACUCUGCAGCUCCACCAAAGCUCUGCCUGGGCAAUGCUGAGUCCGGAUGGUAACUAUGCAGUUCUGCAGAAAGGUGCUGUGCCGUCCGUGUAGUGCCAGAGUCACCUCGCCGCAGGAGGACAUGGAAUACAAGAUGGGAAGCUGCAUCGGAAUUCCACGGCAGCAGCAGUGUCUUUCAGCCAGCUGUGCACUCGAUGACCUGCUGCCAGCUGAGUCAUGGGGAACGAGAGCAGCACAGUUGAGGUGCCGCCAGAAGAGGGCUCACCAACAAAUGUUGUUGCCUUUCCACCUGAGGAGACUCAAUCUCACACUGAGGCCCAGAGGGACGACAGAGCGCCGCUGACAGACGCCCUCAGCAGUCAGCAGAGUCUGCUGUCUCAGCUGUCACUCCCAGACGUCCCGAUCAUCACUGGAGUGGAGGAGCCUGGAGGUGUAGCUGGAAACCAGGAGGACAGGGAGGAGCUGGAGUUUCCCCAUGACCUUCUGCCCAGUCUGGACUUCAGCAGUGAGCUCAACAUUUGGGAGUCCUCACUGGGCAGCACUCAGACUAGCUCAGGUGAGAGGAAAUGUGAGCAGGUGACCCCCCUGCUGGCCGACCUGCAGCAUCACACAGGAGUCAGCCAGCCAACGGUGGUUCUAGAAACAAGGCCUCGUGAUAGCGACGCAGAUUAUACAGAUGUCCUGUCUCCACCUCAGUCCACUGCCACUCCUCCUCCGUCUGUGCUUUUGGAUCCGGAGCUCCAAGAAGCUUUCCAGGAAUGCGAACAGCAGAUGGCCUCACUUGGCAUUCAUCAGGACAUCAGCACCACGCCUGAGACGGUUAAUGAUUUAGAGAAGAAAACUGGAGAAGCGAUGGUUAAUAUGUCCAAUGAGUCAUCAUCGCUGUCUCCAAUCGUGGUCCAGUCAGGACAUAGCAACUUGCACCAUGGAAACAAGAGCGCACAUGGAAAGAGUGAAACACCAAACAGACAGUUGGAGACAUUAGUGUUUAGUUUUAGGAAUUACAUACUCGGUACUGGCGAGGAAGGAGAGGGGAAUAAACUGAAAACAACACAGAACCAGGAUGAAUGUCCAGAGGUUAUGCCAGAAAAAGAGCACAUACAAUCACCGACAGCAGCAAAUAUCGAUUUUAAAGAUUUUCUGCUUACAAAGCAGAGUGAGGAUGUCAAAUCAAACUCAGUCAGUGUGGGAGCAAAUACUGUGGAUCUUUCUCAAGCAAUCGAGGACAAACAUACAUAUAAAAUAACAGAAAUGUCAAAUGUAAAUAAGGAAAACCAAAGUGAAGAGUCCGAUAUGAACACAUUUAUGAUCAAAGAUUAUUUAAUUCAUGAAACAUCAGAGUGCAGCACGCUUCAUUUAAGAAAUAAGCAGACCCAAGAAGACACACGUGGUGAGGAAGGCAAUGAAUUUAAAUCGCUCAAACAGGCAAAUCUGGAAAAAGACAAUGAGGUGAAGAAAGAAGAAAAAAAGAGGCAAAAUAAGAAGGAAAGCAUAGAUAUGAGUCUAGAGAUGGGACAGAAAGCACAGAAUGAGCAGCCUGGUGAUAUAUGCACAGGUUUGCAGUUUGACAGUCAGACUGUGAUAUGCGGUGGUAAUGGGUUUGGUUACACAGGACAGCUGAGUCCCAGAGGAGAUCCGGGUUCCAGCCCCCCGCUAUCAGCGCCUCAAAGCCAGCAGGAUCAUUUUACUGCUACAGCUUGUUCUUCCGCAUCCGAGCCGGAUCUGUCACAGCAAUCAGAUAACCACAGCCAUACCAAGGCCUACUGUGGCAUGAAUCACAGCUCCAGUGAAGUAGGCGGAAGUAUCGACAUUCACCAAAACGCAGCGGUGACAUAUGUCCAAAUCGACACUAUCAAUCCGGCUGCUGCACAAACACAAGAGCCUGCAGUUACCCCAGAAUCAGAGAGAACAGUGCAGCUUUAG